AUGUCUGUCGCCCCUUCAGACGAGGAACUGAACUCUGCAGCCAUCAUCCUGAGGAGUGCUCACCCUUCAUUGGGGAUUGGGAAACUACUGGCUCAACUCAAAUUGGAUAAUCCAGAAUGGUCAAUAUCCGAGAAAAGAUUCAAGAGGUUCUUACCUCGUCCUUCAUCAUCGUCAAGUGAGAAAGGGCAGGGUGAUGGAGAAGUAAACGGAGGGGGUAGUGGAAGUGGCAGCUCGAAUGUAACGGAGGUGAAUCAGAAAGAUGGUGGAUUGAUAGCUCAGACUGGAAUCGAUACGUUCUUGGACAUCAAACAAAUAGCACCCAAAGUCAAAGUGAAAAUGUUCAAAGAUGGUAAAGGGAAAGGAUUGGUAGUGAGAGAGAAAUUGCAAAUGGGGGAAAUGAUUUGGCAGGAAGAUCCUUGGAUCGCAACUAAUGAUAUAUCCCUUACACAAUAUCUGACAUCACGAGAAAUGUGUUCACAAUGUCUGACAUUAUUCCCUCAACCUAAUCCACCUUUAUCAGUACCCUGCACGUUCUGUGGUGAAGCUCAAUUCUGUAACAGGUUAUGUUAUUCAAAAGCAGUCAAGGGAUCCAGUGGACAUCACGAUUUACUAUGUCCAGGUCAAAAUAAAGAAGUCAAAAGUAUAUUAAAGUUAAUUCAAUCAAAGCAGAACAGGGAUUUACAAGCUGUCAUUAAAAUAAUAGCGAAAUGGCGUGGUGAGAGAGAAUGGGGUUCUUCAUCAGCAAGAAAAGAAAUAGAAGAUAGAAUUUGGAAUUCUAUGGCUAGAGUAAAUCAACGUACUAAAGAAGAAGAAAGGAGAGAAUGGCCAUUCAUAGCGAAAGAUAGACUUGAAGAAUGGCGUUUAACACAUUUAUUAAUACUUAACGUAUUGAACCCUUCACCUUCAGAUGACAACUACAAACCGUUCCAAAGACUCUUACAAAGCAAAAAAUCGAGAUUAAUACCACUGACAAAAGAAGAGGAAGAAAGAUGGUUCUCAUUUGAAAGCUUUUUGGAACUGCUAGGUUUGGUAGGAUUGAAUCAAGAGAGUUCAGGUGGUUUAUACGCUUUACAUUCGCAUUUGAACCAUAGUUGUGAUCCUAAUGUUCAGGUCCGCAAUUUACCUAAAGGAUGGACACCUCCAACUACUCUUCCAGCAGAAUUACCACCGCCAAUGACAGCUCAAAAUAGAGGGACAAACAAAUUAACUAUAAUAGCUAAGAAAACAAUUCAUCCAGGAGACGAAUUGUUGGUCUCAUACGUCGAUCAAAGAUUAGAUUAUUCAGAAAGAAGAGAGAGAUUAAGAGAACAAUAUGGUUUCUACUGUCAUUGCACGAGAUGUAAGAAAGAACAAGUUGAGUACUCAAAAUCCAAAGCUUAA
Molecule: messenger RNA, 1380 nt
Organism: Kwoniella shivajii
Lineage: Eukaryota; Fungi; Basidiomycota; Tremellomycetes; Tremellales; Cryptococcaceae
Exons: 4
Coding region: 1-1380 (459 amino acids)
Biological process (GO): negative regulation of gene expression, epigenetic
Molecular function (GO): protein binding; histone H4K20 methyltransferase activity
Source: RefSeq, a predicted model, not a curated record